Messenger RNA from Williopsis jadinii, 446 nucleotides. RefSeq lists its product as uncharacterized. The record is from RefSeq and is a predicted model, not a curated record. The transcript has a single exon. Bases 50 to 364 code for a protein of 104 amino acids. Lineage: Eukaryota; Fungi; Ascomycota; Saccharomycetes; Phaffomycetales; Wickerhamomycetaceae.
GAGAUCUACGAGGAGUAUGGUAGUACUGGGCUACUGACUGGGUGGGGGAAUGGUACCGAAACACUACAAUGGGCCAGGCCAUGGUGGAUACCGUACAACUGCAUCUGUACGUAAUCCCUCCAGGUGGCCCUCGCUAUAUAAAACUGACUCUGUCAACAGCACCAGACUAAGAAGUGACAGGUGUUCAGUCCUGUAUCAGCACCAGUUGAAGCAAAGGCAAGUCAUUGUGGACGUCAGCGAAGUCUGCCAAUAUGGUACUGGUUUGCCCAGAGCACAGAAUCAUAUGGGGGUCGCCUUGCCAAUCAACUGUACCCACACACCAACACCCACAUUCAGCGUUCUAACUUCUGGAAACAGGACCUGAUACACCAGCAAUCUUCAACAACUGUUUCUGUGUUAAUAGUAUCUUCUUAACGAUAAUGUAGCAGCAGUGUUGUCAAUUUGAC